Aspergillus lentulus is the source of this 585-nucleotide messenger RNA. RefSeq lists its product as uncharacterized. NCBI's taxonomy places the organism in Eukaryota, Fungi, Ascomycota, Eurotiomycetes, Eurotiales, Aspergillaceae. The record is from RefSeq and is a predicted model, not a curated record.
AUGACACGCGCCUUGUUCUUCUGUAUUGCUGAAGACGCUAAGCCUUUCGUACCUAAGGCCUUACGCGAAUUCAGCACAGAGCCACGAGACUUUCCUUAUUGGUACUAUCUUGUUGAAUCGAGAGUCUGCCCAGAUUCACAGGAGCAUUUCAGAUCGGGUUUACAAGAUGGGGAAUUUUGCCAGUCAGACUUCAUCAACGCCUCUAAAGAGGAAUGCCAGAACUGGGCUAUAGACAAGUGGCGCCAACCUGCCAAAUACAAUUUCAUCGAACAGGGAAUUAUCACCAUCGCAGAUGCAAGAAGUGCUGAGGACGGGACUCUUCUCAUGAGCUAUUAUUAUGACUGUCCACCGGACGUGUUUCCUGUCGAAUUUGACGAGCAUGGGCCGCUCCCGCCAAAGAACAAUACCUGGUACGAUUUCAGAGUCCAUCAUACCGAUUCAGAACAAUUCCAAGGUACUCUCUUAAAUGCCGAACCAGACGUUUCCUAUCCAUUGUUCUUCGGCUACCCAGAGAAAUUCACAAAUGAGGCUGGCGUCUUCGAAAUGAGGAAAGUGGAAAAGUUUUUGUCGGAUGAGGAGGUCUAA